This is a messenger RNA of Micropterus dolomieu (smallmouth bass), 2082 nucleotides long. Its product is annotated as otoraplin-like. The record is from RefSeq and is a predicted model, not a curated record. Gene Ontology annotation, biological process: cartilage condensation. Bases 1414 to 1803 code for a protein of 129 amino acids. Lineage: Eukaryota; Metazoa; Chordata; Actinopteri; Centrarchiformes; Centrarchidae. The transcript is spliced from 4 exons. Gene Ontology annotation, molecular function: protein binding.
AUCGUGAGCAAUGUACAAUCCUGAGUCAAAUUCCUCAUAUGUGUAUACAUACCUGGCAAAUAAAUCUGAUUCUGAUAAUUUAAUAACGUCGUAGUGAGACGCAUAAGAAUGAUUCAACGCAUAGCCUUUCACUUUGAUGCGACUGAAGUGCUUUCACUUUCUUUCAAGCAUUUAUUACACCCUUUUAAAGCACAUAUAUGCAUAUGAUGCAACACUGAGCUUAGGUUGUCAUCGUGUCUAAUUAUGCAGAAUUACAGUUGAGUAAUCCCCCUUUAAAAUUGAUAAACCAAUCAAAUAAACAAAUAGUUUCUUGCUGGUGCAAUUUCUUGAUCAUAGCUAAUUGACAAUAGUGGCAUCAGCUGUUUAGCUGAAAAUACGACUCCUGGUCAUAAACUUGGUCCAAACUCCAUGGACCUCUGGGCGUCCUUGAGAUGACACAAAGGGUUGCAAAGCCAAAUUAUCCCAGUUCAGAGGAAGUUAAGAAUGACUAACAAGUUGGCCAUUGUUUAUAACACCAUUUUAAAGUGGGUCUGACUGUUUUCCUGAUUAUAUAUUUGACUGGGUUUACAUAGACUGGGUUUGGUUACACAUAUUUGAUAUUUUUAAUACAUUUGUUUUUCAAAUGACUAGACAAGAUUAUAUCUUGAACCAGCUGUCACCAGAAAGCUUUGUUACAUUACAUUUGCUCCUGUUGCUUGCGUACUUUAAUUUGUGGUUGUAUGAUUCCUUUCAUGUUCAAGCUGUGUAUUCUGUACAGUACAGCAACACAUCCUGUACAGAUUUUUUUUUUCAGCCCUUUAAGCCUGAGUUUUGUCCCCCCCCCCCACACUUUAUUUUGCAAUUUGUCAUUUUUCCAGUUAUAACACUUUAGUUUGACCUAUCUCAGGUCUCAGUCACAUGAGAGGAUCAUCAGAGCUGAAUGGAAGUUAGUGAAAUAACUUACUCAUCUCAUCAUUUUCCAAACUCAAUUUAGAUUAGUUGCACUUUUACUCAAAAUUAUAAAUAGAUUUUACAUCUAGUUAUAUAAAAAAACAUUAUAAUACAUAUAUUAUAUUGCUUCUCAUUUAGUCUGUCAAAAAUCUAGGCACUUACUCAAAGACCUGUAGAAAGAACAACAUGCUGUAUCUCAGGACACACAGCACACAUUAACUGUGGCUUAUUGUUCCUGCAAAGACACUGAGAUUUGAGAAAAGUCAGCCAACUCCCCAGUGGGAAAUGAAUAGUUCGUAGUGUGGCGUUUCUGAAAGGAAACACUGAUUGGUCAGGCGACCUCUGAUGUAGGGGCUCAGCCCCUUCCUGGCUGACAGAAGUGUUUUGAGAUUUUUAUAGCCUUAAGUUUCUUCAAACAUCCACAUUCACAUCCGCACUUACACACACACACAACACUCCCUUGGUUCUGUUCUUUCAGUCAGCAUGAGUUAUCCACUGGUGAUUCUGCUCUGUGUGGGACUACUGCACCAGACCGCGAGGGCUGUCCUUAUGGAUAAACUAGCAGACAACAAGAAUUGUGGGGAUGCAGACUGCUCAUAUGUCCUCUCCAUGGCCACGGCCUUGGAAGACUUCAUAGCUCCUGACUGCAGAUUCAUCAACAUCAAGAAGGGUCAGAUGGUUUAUGUGUAUUCUAAACUCGUACCAGAGGAGGGUGCCGGAGUCUUCUGGUCUGGAAGCGUUUACAGUGAGCGCUAUGUGGACCAGAUGGGCAUCAUCGGAUACUUCCCUGCGACUGUGCUGAAGGAGACACAGAAGUUUACGGAAAACCCAGUUAAGAUUCCCACAACUGACAUGGACUUCUACUGUGAUUAAAGCAUGACAGAUUGAAGCCUCUUUCUUCUCAAGUCUUGCUUUUAGUGUCUCUGGCUUUAAUAAAGGAGAGUAGACAGUUCUUCUCCCCAGCUGGUGUUUCAUCCUGUGGCGUUGUCUCCAGCUGGAAUGAAAACCUGGACACUCUCAGCCCUCCAUAGCCCACAGUCUGACACCCCCCGUUGCUGAGCCAGCUAGUCAUUUCUGUCGUGCUUUGUCUUAACAAGACACAUUGCUCAAUAAACCAUUUUUCAUAUCAACAUAUAAUGUUGAUUACUUGAA